Molecule: messenger RNA, 3305 nt
Organism: Acanthaster planci (crown-of-thorns starfish)
Lineage: Eukaryota; Metazoa; Echinodermata; Asteroidea; Valvatida; Acanthasteridae
Product: CD81 antigen-like
Cellular component (GO): plasma membrane
Source: RefSeq, a predicted model, not a curated record
GCUCUAUUGUGUCCUUCAUGAUCUACGGCGCUCAUUGGGCGUCGUUUCAGUUCAUUUUAUCCCAUCCUUACCAGGAGCACCUCACGCCGAGUGAGUCUGGCAUCCGACGCCGACGAGGCAGAGCUGAUCUUAGUGGAGUCCUUGAAGAAGCAGAGGGAAUGAUCCAGCCUGCUUGUCUCAUUGGAGUUUGCUCAACCACGCUCGCAUGGCAUCGGAUCGAUUGGCGCGAGAAAUCGCAAGGUGGUCUCUCCCGUUUUUCUCAUCUCCGAGUUUAGGACUUCAGAUUGUCACCUGCCCCAAUCCACCUGCCGUCCUUGGCGACACAGACGAUGCCUAACAUUGAUUAAUCGCCUCGUGUAGAAAACCUACGUAAAAUUUGUGUGCCUUCGUCUCAUUGGCCGUAUUUCUGCACUUCUGCCUACUGGAUGAGAAAAAGGUGCGCGGUCUGGCACGAAUAUCUUCUGAGCAUGAAGCCGUGAACUGUGAAGUGAUGUCAGCAGCAUGACGGUGGCGCUGUGAUAAUCCCACAGAAAGCUACGUCAUCCACAUCUUCACUGGGGGGAAUCUAAAUACUGAUUUUGGGUACCGACGCUGGAAAGUGACCGCUCGCUACUUCAGAGUGUUCGCUUGGACAGCGCACGAGGAGGACUUUCAUCACCGACCAGCUGGGAAAGGGGAGCGAACGAGCGAUGUCAAUAGCGCCAUGCUCUCUCGCUACAGCUUCUGCAGCAGAAUUUGUUCAUCGCUCGCACUUCGAGUAAAGUGAAGAAGAGAGAAAGAGAUCGCCUUGAUGACAGGGAGACAAUAAAUUUAAAUUUCUAGGGUUGAACGCUGCAGACCCAUCCUGCGUUAUUGUCAGCCUUGGAACCCUCUCCCUCCAAACCUUUUGAAAAAAAAUUAAAAAGUCGACGAACGAUUGGUAGAUUGAAAAUUAAGUAUUGGUGUAUAAAGUACCAGGUGUGAUCCAGGCGCGAGGUAUAGCACAUACCUCGUCCUUGGUCUAGUCACCGCCGCAUCAGACGCACGCUGGAAUAUUUCGUGCUCGCGCUUUCCCGGACCAAACCCAUCAACCAAGUCCGACGGGUGUGGAACCACCGGGACCAGCGCCGCGACUCGACGGGCGACGCAGAGGACAUCGGAGAAGGAGGAGGAGUGGGCGGGGCUGAGUCAUCGAGCAGGAGGCGCCAUCGCUACCAAGUAGAAACAGUUGACGAGAUGGGCGGCAAGGAGGGAUGUGUGAUGUGUCUGAGAUGCCUGAUGGUGUUCUUUAACACACUACUCUGGCUAGCCGGUGUUGCCAUGCUCGGAUUCGGACUAUGGCUCCGCUACGGCCAGCAAUUCUUCCCGAAUCUGUCGCCCUCUGGCGACGAAGACGCGGUCUCGGCGGUGUCCGCCUACAACAUCGGCACCUAUGCUCUCAUGGCCGCUGGGGCCGUCAUCAUGGCCAUAGGAAUUCUGGGAUGCUGCGGCGCUGUCAAAGAAAGUUUCUGCUUACUAGGUUUGUAUUUCGUUAUUCUGUUCCUGCUGUUUGGUUUGGAAGUUGGAGCAAGUGCAUGGAUCUACAUCAACAGGGCAGAGCUUGGCAACAAAGUGGGCAACUACUUUGAGUGGUUGGUCACGGAAAAAUACGACGAAGACAAAGCAACGCAAGUAGCCGUGGACUACACGCAGUCUAGUCUUGAGUGUUGCGGGGCAAAUGGACAUCAGGACUGGUUAGAGUCUGGUCAGACCAUUCCUGUUUCAUGCGGCGUGGUCAACUGCACGUCCGACUGCCCAGAAGACGAAACACUCUUUGAUGAGGGUUGCAAAGCCAAAGUCAGCAGCAUAAUUCAAGGGAAUAUUUUCACCCUGGUGGGCGUGUGUAUAUCAGUGGCAGUCGCUCAGAUUCUGGUGAUGAUACUCGCCGUGUGUCUGUGCAGAGCCAUCCGACAGGCCGAUUUGGAGUACGACAAAUGCGGCACAGUCUGAAGGGCGCCCUCUGCUAGCCGCCACCCCAUCAAAGGACGCCCUCACCGACGUAUCAUCCACUCGAUUUUUAAGUCAUUCGAGUUCGCAUUGUCGUCAAGCGCCUCUUCAGUUUCAAGCUGCUCACGAAAUGAUACAUCUUCUAUCGCUUUAAAAACAUCUCCGCUAGGAACAAGCAUGAUUCAUACUUUUUCUUUUUUUGAAUGUUUAUCAAAGCGUCUACUGUUACCCAUUGUAUGAAGUGAAACAACAGUUGACACUACAACAGUUUUUGGCAACUUUAGAAAUAACUGCGAAACUUUCAAUGAGUUUUAGUGCUUUGCUGUAAGAAAGUUUGAAACACAAUCCUGAUUUUCUGCACAGUGAGUGGGAAAAAUCUUCAAAGAAAAUCCUGAACGCAAACGCAAAAGGUCUCCUGCAGUGCGUAGAUUGCAUAAUGUUCUCAUUCAAAAAUAAUUUCCAAAUUUCCACUCACAAUUCAAUGCAUUAAGAAUUUGUACAUUUGGCGUAGAUUAGUUGUACUACCUCUUUGAUCAUUCUGAUAUGAAUAUUGACUAAGUUUUAUUUACAAAUUGUAAAUAUCUAAUGUCAAAGGUAUCUCUUAUGAUUCCAUGCAUUUCAAAGGGCUUUGAUGUAGAUUAAAUGGUGUUUAUUUUUACCUUAAAGGCAGGAGGAUGAUUAUAAUGCUAAGUCGCUGAGGGCGGGAAUAAUCUUGGCAACGAGGUUGCACUUCACUGGUUUACGUUCACAUACCUCGUUGAGUCAGUGAAUGAAGACAGGUUUUGAACAUACACUUCGCUUCUGCCUCAUUCGGCGUAGUACUCGUUAUCUGGUCUCUUAAGAUGAAAACGUCUGGUUCAGUGCAUUGUCUUUUUUCCUCCAAAUUGGGGGCAUUUUCAUCAAGUUUUAUAACUUUAAGAGUUUAGGACAUUAUUUAGAGACAAAGGUGAGACUUUAAAGAUGACUUGAGCAGCCUGAAGUCCACGGAACAUGGCAGAAUAGAGGGCAAAGGUCGGGUACUGAUUCUUGCAUCGGAUUGGUUAAGCAAACAAUCUGAUGACCUGCCAAAUUCAGAUUCAGCAAUAAAUGUGCAAUAAAUGUGACUGGGAUCGUAGUCAUGGAGACGGUUGUCAGAUCGUUAAGAGCAUUACACCACAUCGAAUGACGUCAUGCAUUCGCCACACCCCAGAUCAGUUUAAAUUUGACCGUCGUCUUUUAUCUCAUUACGAAAUUCCUAGUUAGGCGAUUUAUCUUUAAUAUCUUUUAGGUUGAGUAACUCUGGCUGUACAUGAAACAGAUAUGCAAUUGAAUAAACAAAGUAGUCGUUCGAAAAGUAAAAA